Neoarthrinium moseri is the source of this 849-nucleotide messenger RNA. RefSeq lists its product as uncharacterized. Bases 1 to 849 code for a protein of 282 amino acids. Lineage: Eukaryota; Fungi; Ascomycota; Sordariomycetes; Amphisphaeriales; Apiosporaceae. The transcript has a single exon. Gene Ontology annotation, molecular function: ribonucleoside-diphosphate reductase inhibitor activity. Gene Ontology annotation, cellular component: cytoplasm; nucleus. The record is from RefSeq and is a predicted model, not a curated record.
AUGUCCGGGCCACGAACAAAGCGCCAAUUCGCAGGCGCAGCGAGCGACCCUGCCCAGCGCCGGAUAACCUCGUUCUUCGCCGGCGCCGGCGCUCCAUCCCCCUCUCUAUCGACAUCCGACCACCGCAUCGCGGCAGAGUCGCACGCCUUCAGUUCCACCGACAAUGCCGUGCAAGCGAACCUCCUGUCGGUCGGCAUGCGGGUGCGCAAGGCCGUGCCCGAGGGGUACAAGACGGGCACGUACAGCGCCUUCGCCUUGUGGGACGAGAACAACAGGGACACCACCCCGACUGGUGCCACCCACGACGCCGCGCGCUCGCGCUCGUACGCCGUAUCCACACCCAGAGAGCUCCUACCGUUUUGCGGCAUCAACAAGGUCGGCGGCCUGGGUACACAGGACACAUUCGCCUCACAAGGGCCUGGGCUCGAGGCCUCUUCCAUAUCGUUACCCUCUGAGCUCUUUGACGCCGAUGGCAUGGACGACGUCCCGGGGUUGACCCUCAGCCAAGAGUCGACAGAUUCGAACCACUCUACCGCCUCAGGCAUCACUGGCGCCAAUACCCGGAAGCGCUUCUUCGUGGAUGACGACGAAGGUACCGACAUAUCUGGAAGGCUCAAUGUCACAUCGUGGCAGGACUGGGAGGUCAGCCCCCGGAGCUUGGCGCCCACGGGUUGGGCGAAUGACAGAGUCCUCGCCGUGCCUCGAAAGGGAAGACUCCGGGGCAAGCUAGGCGGCGCGUCUGGCAAUGUGGCGUUGGGACAGGAGAACGUCAUGGUCACUGAUGAGGAUUUCGAGGAGGCGGCAUUCUUGGACCCUAACUUGGAGGUGGAGAUGGACGACGUCGUUUGA